AUGUUGUUGUUAUUUGUUGCUUCUAGUACAAGUCAUUCAAUUGGAUUUCAUUCAGGAGACUCUGCAUUAUGUAUGGAAAUUCAUAAGAACCAGGGUUUGAGAAGCAGUAUCUAUGUUGCAAUCACCACUUGGAUUGGGGUAUUAGCAAUUCAAGUGUCCCCUGCUGCAGUAUCACCCAGUUCCGAUGGGAUAGAUGGCUUAUCACCAGCAGAACUUCAAUCAAGAAUACAAUUAGUUUUUGAGUUUGUGGUUAAGGAUGCUGAUGUGGGUCAGAUUCUGAAGGAUAUUAAACAUCUUCUCGAAGACGCAUGUGUUCUUGAAGACGCACAUGAUACAUCCAUCCAAGACUCUACUGCUGUCACUCCCCAUGAUGUCCCUCCUUCUGAUAUUCCAUGUGAUAAAAAGGAUAAUUCUGAAGAUGCUGGUUCAGUUGCAGAAAAAGAACUCAUUUCAUCCCAAGAACCUACUCAAUAUAUACAAAUAAAUUCUGAUGUAGAAGCUGCAAUUUCUCAAAUUCAUGACUUUGUAUUGUUCCUAGACAAAAAAACAUUGGCCCUGCAUCAGUUAAAAUACAAGUUCAGCCCUGUAUCAAAUUAA
Molecule: messenger RNA, 597 nt
Organism: Vicia faba (fava bean)
Lineage: Eukaryota; Viridiplantae; Streptophyta; Magnoliopsida; Fabales; Fabaceae
Source: the annotation of a GenBank genome assembly